Molecule: messenger RNA, 798 nt
Organism: Chelonus insularis
Lineage: Eukaryota; Metazoa; Arthropoda; Insecta; Hymenoptera; Braconidae
Product: U6 snRNA-associated Sm-like protein LSm8
Exons: 4
Coding region: 348-638 (96 amino acids)
Biological process (GO): mRNA splicing, via spliceosome
Cellular component (GO): precatalytic spliceosome; U6 snRNP; U4/U6 x U5 tri-snRNP complex
Molecular function (GO): RNA binding
Source: RefSeq, a predicted model, not a curated record
UCGCUGCAGCUCAAUGCGAAUCGAACCUAACCUAUUCAUACACAAACGAAUCAGAGUAAGCGGUGUCUUAACGUUGUAUAAAAAUAACAUUUAAAAAUAAGCAUUCAAAAGUUUGAAAUAAUAAAAUAAACAAAAAAUUUUUGAAAUAGCUUACACUGGCGAAUAAUCAGUUUAUUAAUCAUUUAUAUAUUCUUGUAAUAAUAUUAUAAAUUCAUUGGUAAUUUAAUUGAUAAUAUUGGAACCUUGUUUUAUAAACUGUUAGGUUAGACAAUUUCGUUUGUCUAUUUAUUUCUCAAUUUCAAAUUUCAAUAAGGUUUUUUACAUUUCAAUUUUUUUUAUAUUAUAAAAUGGCUUCAGGAUUGGAAAGCUACAUCAAUCAUACUGUAUCAAUUAUUACGUCUGAUGGAAGAAAUUUUAUAGGAACUUUAAAAGGCUUUGAUCAAACAAUUAAUUUAAUUCUUGAUGAAUCACAUGAGCGUGUAUACAGUUUGACACAAGGAGUAGAACAAGUAGUUUUAGGUCUACAUAUUAUCAGAGGAGAUAAUGUGGCAAUCGUUGGAGAACUUGAUGAUGAAUUAGACUCUCAAUUGGACUUAGCAUCGAUAAGAGCUGAGCCACUUACAUCUGUAAUACAUUAACACAGAAUCAUUCCAUUAAAUUACUAUUGAUAACUAAGAAUAAUUUACCAAAAAAUUAUCUACUUUUUCGUUACGACUAUAAAUUUAUCGAAUAAUUGGCAGUGCUCUAAUAUGUAAAUAUUACAUAGUAUAGAUAAUAAAUUAAUAAUAUCUACUCAAA